Messenger RNA from Alosa sapidissima (American shad), 681 nucleotides. Its product is annotated as trace amine-associated receptor 1-like. NCBI's taxonomy places the organism in Eukaryota, Metazoa, Chordata, Actinopteri, Clupeiformes, Clupeidae. The record is from RefSeq and is a predicted model, not a curated record. Bases 1 to 681 code for a protein of 226 amino acids. Gene Ontology annotation, molecular function: trace-amine receptor activity. Gene Ontology annotation, cellular component: membrane. The transcript has 2 exons. Gene Ontology annotation, biological process: G protein-coupled receptor signaling pathway.
AUGCUGGUAUUUCGGAGAGUUGAGUCAUGCUGGUAUUUCGGAGAGUUGUUCUAUCGUUACUAUGCUGUAUGCCAUCCACUCCUGUAUAAAUCUAAGAUGACCAUUUCUACUGUUGGAAUAAUGACUUCCAUUAGCUGGAUUGUAUCAGCUAUAUUUGGCUAUAUAGUAGUCUUCCAAGAGUUAAACCUUUUAGGAAUGCAGGCAUUGGAUAACAUUGUUGUUUGUGAGGGUAGCUGCAUUGUAUUGCAUAGUUUGCUAUCAAGCUCCUUUUCAGCUGCUUUGUCAUUCUACAUCCCUGGUAUGAUAAUAGUCAGUAUAUAUUUAAAAAUCUUCCUUGUAGCGCAGGAACAGGCACGAUCAGUUCAAAUCAUGAAUGCCACUAGGAAGUCGUCACUGACUAGAAUGGAGAGGAAGGCGACCAAAACCCUUGCCGUUAUAAUGGGUGUAUUUCUGUCAUCAUGGAUACCCUUUGUUCUUGUUUUUACAAUUGAUCCAUAUAUUGAUUAUAAAACUCCACCGUUAGUAUUUGAUUUAGUCACCUGGAUUGGAUAUCUAAAUUCAACAUUUAAUCCUGUGGUCUAUGCAUAUUUUUAUAGUUGGUUCAGGCAUGCAUUCAAAAUCAUUAUGUCGGGUAAAAUAUUUCAAAACGGCUCCUCAAGAAUUCAGCUGUUUUCAGUCUGA